Messenger RNA from Mercenaria mercenaria, 573 nucleotides. RefSeq names its product turripeptide Lol9.1-like. The record is from RefSeq and is a predicted model, not a curated record. The transcript is spliced from 4 exons. NCBI's taxonomy places the organism in Eukaryota, Metazoa, Mollusca, Bivalvia, Venerida, Veneridae. Gene Ontology annotation, molecular function: protein binding. The coding region runs from base 123 to 512 and encodes 129 amino acids.
AUAAACUAUCUACACAAAUCGAGCAGAUCGUGAGUGUCUUACGUGAAUAUUUAUAAGGCCUGUACAUGAUCAUACAGUAAUUUCACUUGGCGAUAGAGAACACGCACGUAUACGAGGAGAAAAUGAAGGUCCUCCUUUUACUUUGCAUUGUUCAAGGAUGUUUCGGUGCUGCGAUUGUUAGAAAACGGUCAGUUUGUGCCGAUUUUUGUCCUGAAUACUAUUCACCAGUUUGUGCAUCAAACGGAAAAACGUAUUCAAACAAAUGUUUUCUAAGUGCGGCCACAUGCCAUGACAGUUCGAUUCAGUUCGUUAGUGCAGGAAGGUGUGAUUCCACAUCCGGCGGCUCUAGUAGUCCUUGCCCGGCAAUGAUGUGUAUCGCGGUGUAUGAUCCAGUUUGUGGGACAGACGGAAAAACAUACAGUAACACGUGCAAAUUGACAUCAACGCAUUGUCAUGGAGAAGUAACUGUUGCCCAUCAUGGUGCAUGUACCGGAGCUCUCCUUGUCAGUUAAAUGAUGAGAUUUUACUGUAUUAAUACUUCCAUUGAAAAUUAAAGUCCAUCUGCGUCCCAAG